AACUCACACCAUCAUCAUCAAUGCCCGACCAAUCAGAAUUUCAAGUCGUAGAGAAUCAAACCAAUUUAACUCAAAAGAACGCUAACAACCCAUACGCUGGUGUAGACAGCUUCUUGUCAAACGUAUCAAACUUCCAAAUUAUUGAGUCUACACUCAGAGAGGGUGAACAAUUCGCUAACGCUUUCUUCGACACCGAGACCAAGAUCAAGAUCGCUAAGGCUUUGGAUGCUUUCGGUGUCGACUACAUUGAGCUCACUUCACCUACCGCUUCUGAGCAAUCCAGAAAGGAUUGUGAAGCUAUCUGCAAACUUGGUCUCAAGUCAAAAAUCCUUACUCACAUUAGAUGUCACAUGGACGACGCUCGUGUUGCCGUAGAGACUGGUGUUGAUGGUGUCGACGUUGUCAUCGGUACCUCAUCUUUCCUUAGAGAAUUUUCACAUGGUAAAGACAUGGCCUACAUCACCAAAUCCGCUAUUGAAGUUAUAGAAUUCGUAAAGUCAAAGGGUAUUGAAAUUAGAUUCUCAUCAGAAGACUCAUUUAGAUCAGAUAUCGUUGACUUGUUAUCAAUUUACAGAACCGUUGACAGAAUCGGUGUCAACAGAGUCGGUGUUGCUGACACAGUUGGUUGCGCUUCUCCACGUCAAGUUUACGACUUGGUUAGAACCCUUAGAGGUGUCGUUAGCUGCGAUAUCGAGACUCACUUCCACAACGAUACCGGUUGUGCUAUCGCUAACGCUUACGCUGCAUUGGAAGCUGGUGCUACUCACAUUGACACAUCUGUUUUGGGUAUCGGUGAACGUAAUGGUAUCACCCCACUUGGUGGUUUGAUGGCAAGAAUGUACGCUUCUGACCCAGAAUACGUCAAGGCUAAAUACAACUUACCUGCAUUGCGUGAAAUCGAAAAUUUGGUCGCAAAGGAAGUUGAAGUUAACAUUCCAUUCAACAACUACAUCACUGGUUUCUCAGCAUUCACCCACAAGGCUGGUAUUCACGCCAAGGCCAUUCUUAACAACCCAACAACAUACGAAAUUCUCAAGCCGGAAGAUUUCGGUAUGACAAGAUAUGUUUCAAUCGGUCACAGACUGACUGGAUGGAAUGCCGUCAAAUCUCGUGUUGAUCAACUCAAUUUACCAUUGUCAGAUGAUCAAGUUAAGGAUGCAACUCAAAAGAUUAAGCAAUUGGCUGACGUUAAGUCACAAAUGUCUAUGGACGAUGUCGACAACAUCUUGCGUGUAUACCACGCAUCAAUUGAAGCGGGUGAACCUGGUCAAUCACCUGAAUUCCAAAAGCUGUUAGAGAGAGCACAGUAAGUGAGUUAAAGUUCGGAUAAAACGCAAUUGCAUACACAAUCAAAAAAUACGAUCUCUUUAUCUCUUUUCGCUUAUUGAAAUCUAUGUACCUUUGUUCUUCUUAUAAAUUAUAUAACUAGUAAAAAUAAGAACUGCUAUUUAUCCAGAAAAGGAAUUUUCGGGUAGAAGUCUAGAAUAUUUGUUUUGAUAAAUUAGGGUAAAACGGAAAACAUCAAUGCCGAAUGCGAUAAGGGUUUUUUUUAAUUGUUCUACGGAAGAGAAAAGAUGCGUAUGUUGAUGUUCCGCAUGAGACUGAGAAACAGGGUAAAUAUAUUGAUAGAUGCAAUUAAGAGGACUCGAGAAUUCUUACGCCCAGCAUCACUCAGACGCUUUUUUAGUACGGACUACCAGGCACCUGUGCCUUAUAAUAUCAAUAACGGCUCGAGGACGACGUUAGUCAAUCUUCGGAAUGAAGAUAACUCAGAUGAAAUACUCAUUAAAGGACGGAUACACGGGAGUUUGUUUCCCUUAUAUGACGAAAGGUACAUACCUAGAAGCAUAUCGCCGAAGAGAAGACUUACAUUCGAUGCCAAGUGGUAUAAUGCAAACUGGAAUGCAGGUAAAAUGCACAGCGGUUACUCCACAAGGCGGCCUUCGCUGAGCUUCCCUUUGGAAUCAGGUACUAGACCCGAGGAAGGGGGUGUAAUACUUGACUUACUGCGUGCAGAUCCAGCCCAAAGUUGGAAUUGACAUUUGGAAUGGCCCCGACGUAAGAAUACCACUAGGAAUAAUAGCGAUUAGUCAAAUAGCAAAGACAUCUCAUGAUUCAGAGUAAGAGAAAACUGGUGCCAAAAUUUCAGACGUUAUGUGAUGAUAAUAGAGGCGGAUGCAUGGUAAAGUAGAUAAAGUUUUGGUGUCCCAUAUCGAGAAGGCGGAAAUCUGAUCGAAUGAGUGAUUCAACGCGAAAUUAGCCGUGAAAUUAACGCGAAAUGACCGUGAAAAGUAUUACAAAAUAUAAAUUUAUUGCACCAACUGAAAAUUUAUUUUUAUAAUUUAUAUAAAUUUCAAUAAUUUCAUAA
Wallemia mellicola CBS 633.66 is the source of this 2368-nucleotide messenger RNA. Its product is annotated as homocitrate synthase. The coding region runs from base 21 to 1310 and encodes 429 amino acids. The record is from RefSeq and is a predicted model, not a curated record. Lineage: Eukaryota; Fungi; Basidiomycota; Wallemiomycetes; Wallemiales; Wallemiaceae. The transcript is spliced from 3 exons. Gene Ontology annotation, molecular function: homocitrate synthase activity. Gene Ontology annotation, cellular component: mitochondrion.